Messenger RNA from Patiria miniata (bat star), 5801 nucleotides. Its product is annotated as YTH domain-containing family protein 3-like. Gene Ontology annotation, biological process: mRNA destabilization. NCBI's taxonomy places the organism in Eukaryota, Metazoa, Echinodermata, Asteroidea, Valvatida, Asterinidae. Gene Ontology annotation, cellular component: cytoplasm. The coding region runs from base 245 to 2200 and encodes 651 amino acids. The transcript has 5 exons. The record is from RefSeq and is a predicted model, not a curated record. Gene Ontology annotation, molecular function: N6-methyladenosine-containing RNA reader activity; mRNA binding.
GGGAGCGUGUUGAGCGCGGUACCGAGGCUGAUCUUGGCGCAUGUGCAGCACCGCCAUUGUCCGCGAGGAAAGCGAAUUUCACCACAUUCUACUUGCGACCAAUCCAAAUUUUGUGGACAUUUUGCCGACUUUGUACGGCACUUCAAGCGACAGACUGAAUCCUAUCCCGUGCUGGGACAUCUGAACUGCCAUCAAUUGGCCUUUGUAAAGUUUGACUUGAAUACAUUCGGGACUAAAUCGGGCAAUGUCUGCUGGAGUCGACCAGAAGCCGAAAUCGCAAAGGGCUCAAGUUCAAAAUGGUCCAGUGAACCCUAAAGACGGUGUCUCUGAUGAAGACUUUGAACGAUACAUGCAGACGAAUCAAGCCAAUCAGGGGUACACGGCUCCCAAUAUGGCACCUACACAGGACUAUAUGCCGAGUUACUACCCGUCAUAUUCCUUCCAAUACUCCAUGCCUGGCAGCGAGACUACCUGGUCCACAGGAGGGGACUUCAACAACUUCAACUAUGGCUAUGACAACAGUUAUGCCGCAGAGAACUACUACAAUCAGCCUGGUACUACUCCGCCAUACUUGAAUCAAGGGUUGAACUUCUUUCCAGGAAAUGCUGACUUCAUGACUGGGUCCUGGGGUAACAACUCUGCACCAGGACCACAGGGACAGCAGCAGGUGACUUCUCGUAGCCAGCAAGCUGCACAAGGAACUUCUUACUAUGAUUAUGCCCGCUACCCUAAUGCCUCUCAGCAACCGGUGGCACCAGGGGGCCAGCGUGGCUAUCAAGGCAUUAAUGGACUGGAUGGACAUGAUGGAAAGGCUCAUGGUAUGAAGGCAGUUGAACAGGGCAUGUCUGGAUUGAAUAUUGGAGCGGCCGGUGAUAAGCAGACUGGUAUUGGAGUAAUGACACAGAACACUCACGGUAUCCGGUCAGACCAAGACAUGGUACGUGGUCAGCAAGUCACUACAUCUAUGGCUCAACAGGCUCCUCCACCACCUGUCUCAGCUCCAGUGGCUGCUCCUAAACCUCAGUCUUGGGCAGCUAUUGCUAGCAAACCAGCAAAGCCUCAGCCCAAAAUGAAAACCAAGUCAGGAUCCCAUGCUCCUGUGCCAACUCAGCUCCCGCCCAUGAAACAAACCAUGACCAUUGGAACCUGGAACGGUAAUGAUAAACAAGGAGCUAAGCCAUCAUCCACUUCAACUACAUCUACUGUGCAGCCCCAGAUCCAACAGCCAGCCCAUUCUCAAGCUCCCUCCCAGGGACAAGGACAGGGCGGUCAGGCCACUAAGCACCAGGAACAUGUUCAAGGAGAUCAAAGUGGACAUCCUGGACAGCAGCAGCAGCAGCAGCAACAACAGCAACAACAGCAGCAGAACCGUGCACAGCAGCAGUCCCAACAGCAGAGGAAUCACGGUGGCAACCAAGCCAACCAACACCAGCCGAUUCAGCGCUGGAGUUCCGGUAACAAUCAAGGAACUUCUAACAGCUAUGCUUCUCGUUCUAGCGGUGGUGGAGGCAACAGCAGCAGCGCCAUUGGGACCUCUGGACUGAGUUCCAUUGCAGUAAGCCAAGCUGGCAGUGGAGCUACAGCCCAACAGGGUAGCCAACCCAGCCCUGUGUUGGAUAAACUGCGCUCGGCAAACACCUAUAAUCCCAGCUCAUUCACUCUGGACAUCAAGAGCUCCCGUAUGUUCAUCAUCAAGAGUUACUCAGAGGAUGACAUUCAUCGCUCCAUCAAGUACGGCAUCUGGUGCAGCACUGAGCAUGGUAACAAACGCCUAGACAGUGCAUUCCGUGAACGCGCCAACAAGGGACCCAUCUACCUGCUGUACAGCGUCAACGGCAGUGGACACUUCUGCGGCGUGGCGGAGAUGAUGUCGGUGGUGGACUACAACGUCAAUACGGGUGUCUGGAUGCAAGAUAAGUGGAAGGGGCGCUUUGAUGUGCGCUGGGUGUAUGUCAAGGAUGUACCUAACAGUCAGCUGCGUCACAUUCGCCUGGAGAACAACGACAACAAGCCUGUGACAAACUCUCGUGAUACCCAGGAAGUAUCACUGGACAAGGGACGUCAGGUGGUCAAGAUCAUCCAUGCAUACCGCCAUACUACAUCCAUUUUUGAUGACUUUGGGCAUUACGAGAAGCGCCAAGAGGAAGAUACUGCUCGUAAGCCUUCUGGUCGAGACCGUAGGAACCAGCACAGGAACUAACCAUGAUCUGGGGAGUGUGGUGUCCUCGAGUGCUCAAAUCUUCUGAGUCUCCAAACAAUCCUUUGAAACUUGUAUUUACUGAGGAUCGUGCCCAAAGGACCCAAGGAAACUUCAGAUUGUGAAGUCAUCAAUCAGCCCGCAGAAUGCAGCAUUUGGGUUGAUCAAGAAGUAGUUUUCAUCUUGUGAUGUUAAGAUAAUUAAAAAACUGUUAGUAUUUUUGUCGUAUCGUAUUGAAAAAGAAACUCCCAAACAUUCUCGAAAAACUGACAUCACCGUUCAAGUAUUAUUUAAAGGAAAACAACAAAUGAAAAACUGCAGAACUACGAGGAAAACACAAGAACACAAUUUGAACCAUACUUAACUGAAGUAGUGAUGAAUGUACAUGUAAGAGUGGUCGUCGUAUAGCCCUGUGUUGCGUAAUUAUUGCUGGAUAGCGGUGACAUGUUUUACAUUAUUUACUCUUUACGGAUAUCUUCGAUGGAUGUUGAAAAAAACUUAAUGAGUAAUUUACUAAAGUACCUUUAAUUGUGCUUAAUACUACUUUGCUUUUGCUUCUUCAAGAAACUCUUAGUGAGGUUUUCAUCACUUGGGAGAAAUAAACCCAAAACAUCAGACUUGAAUAAAUCAGGAUUUUUCCGGACUUCAAAAGCUGGAGAAAGAGCCUUGCUAGAAUUAUCCACCAUCAGAUUGUUUUCAGUUGUGGUUUGGAGUGGACGGAUCACACAAGUUGAGAUUGUGCUGUUGAAGGAAAAACUGGCCGAACCUGAGUGGACGCCAAUUGACAAAUUCAGUAGGCACAUGAAAGGAAGUUGUAUGCGCAGAUGAGAACGACAACAUGUAAACAUGCAGACUUCCUUGCACUUGCGGUUGUAAACACCAGUAAAUAUUCAAGACUCGUUCAUUCUCUGAAGAGCAGACGAAGAGAAAAAUGAUGUAAAAAAUGUUCAGACUUGCGUUUUUUAAUUAGACAGCUGGAGCUGUCACUUGCACAAAGUACGGUGCUCUUUGCACCCACAAGAUUUGUACAUCUGAAUAUGCAGAGCCAAACCUGUAGCAGCGAUGGUGAAAGAACUGACAAGUUUGUGUUUUCAAAACACCACGGUGGAAGGAUUUUUGCUAACUCCAUGAGUCUUCACUUCCAGAUCAUGAGCUACCUCGUUCAUUUGCCUUGGUCCUUGGAAAGCUAGCUUUUGCUGAAAACUGGUGUCCAUCACUUUUGGAAGAGUUUCGUUUAGGUAAUGCCAUUGUAUGAAAUCUCGCCUGUCAAACAUCAAGCACGAUUCACUUCAGACAAAACUGGAAAGAACAAUUCAUCAAGUUUUCUUCAAGAGGAUAAUUGCAAAGUCAAUCAACUUGUACACAGUGAGUGGCGAUGAAGGAAUGCUGAUCGUCUUCUAUUAUUUUUGACAAUCUAAGCCCAUCAUGUGCAGUUUUGGAAACACUAAUGGGACCACUGCCUAUCUUCUUUUUUUUUUAGUUAUUAAUUUGGCCAAUAGAUCUUUUGUUGACAUUAAUAUAUUUAUUACCUCCCUUCCAAUUCAAGCUUGUUUCCCAGACUGUCAGUUUUUAAUCGAUAACAUAUUUUUAAUGAUGACUUUUUAAUUUUGAAUUCAGCGUGAUGUUUACAGUUCCAACCCAGCUCUCUUCAUGAAGUGCAAUCAGUAGUCAUAGCAACCUGACAUGGCCCACAUGGAAAUAUGCCACCAUACUAGCACUGUUUGUGAUAGUUGCACAUAAAGAAUUUGAUGUUACUAAAGAUUUGUUGUUUGACAGUGAGUGUCAGUCAAAGUGAUAAAAGUCUUUACUUUGUAUCUAUAAUAAUAUGUGCUUCGGUGUUGUAUCAAUCUAAUUAAGCUGGAUUGCCUAUUUUCAAUGUGUACACAAAAACAUAGGAUCAUGCCGACAUCUAAACUUGAACAGUUUCAAAAAGUAAGGAGAUCCUUUGACUGCAUGCUCAGUGGACAAUUGAAGCUGUGUUUACAGAUUGUUAUUUGGUUGAUGUACCAACUUUGUUUGUGUACUAUUGAUUGUACAUGUUUGCUCCUUAUUGACUAGAAAAAUUGAAAUUAAAAUUCAUGUAUACAAAAUGUAUGGUGGUAUAAUUGACGGUGUAAAAUGGAAACACUAUCGCAAGUUGCAUGCAUUUCAUGGAUCAGAGGGGAUUCUUGAUCAUACUUUGUGGCAGUUUGUCCCCUUGCUGUUGACAUUUGGGGUCUGUCGUGUUGUGUUUAUUUCUAUAUUUUGGUACCCUAUGUUAUGGACUGUCUAUUAUUGAGAAAAAAAAGUAUAGGUCCCUCAGAAAUGGCUUACGCUCAACAUAGUCCAUGCCAUGGUCCAUGCCAUGGUCCAUGCCAUGGUCCAUGUUAAAGAUUGCAAGGCAAUACUAGCUACUAUUAAAUGGGUCGUGUGUGGUGUUUCGUUACAUCAUGCUAGAAGGUCUAAUCAUUCUAUUGCUUGCUUGAAGGUUACUGUGAAGGGUUUAAAAGGCACAUAAAUAUAAUGUAGGUUUACUUGUCAAGAAGUUUUGUCUUGUCAAAACUAACAAUGGUAUGUGGGAAGAAAUCGGUUUUGAAAAACAUAUCAGAGAGGUCCCAGAUAGACCGUAGUUGAAGAAGACAUGGAUCUAGAUGUGAAUGUAUGGAGAGCUGGAUUGUAGACGGCUAUUGUCUUCAAGUCGGUGUACAUUGUAACUGUGCUCAGUUUACACCUAUUUGAAUCAAGGCAAUAGUCGUUUACAAGUAUUAAUUAUUGUGCACUUUGUCAGUUGUUGACUUCAUUGCAAGUUCAUUCUGCUUUGAUGUGAUUUUAUUGUGUCUGUCCUGUUUUUUUUUUAAACAAAAGUCAUCAAAGCAAAGAUGUGUAAUCUUGGUAGUGGCUGCAAACAAUGCUGUACUUUCCUAAACUCAUUGAUAAGCAGAGUGUCCAUAAUCAUGAUCUGGUGUAUCUUUUUGUUGGAGGACAUUUGUUUUUUUCUUGGCAAACUUUAAGCAGGUUUGAUGGCAGAAACAUGUCUCUUGAAAUAUUCAAUUCAGAUUGUAUUAUUUGGCAUGACCAUUCUCAGAGUGAAGCACAUCUUGACUUCCUAAGAUACUGAACAGUGAAACCACAAAGAAAAACAAGCUGUGACCAAUGCAGGAUACUACAUGUUCUGUGAAUUGUUAUUAGGUAUACGCUUCCCGAAGGAGUUCCUUUGUUUCCUGUAAUUACUAUUUAGAAUACAUGUAGGUAAUUAAAGCACCGUUUUCUUUUCUCUUAAUAUAAUACACAUGUAAGAAGAAUUAACACAUUGUACCCGUUUUAUUGAAUAUUUUUUUUGUCUGAGUAGAAUACCUGAUGUUAUAAAACAAAUCAUUAGAAGGAGACUUCCCGCCUGAUUGUUUUGGAGGUCAAAGGUCAUUAGAAUGAUCAGAUUACAUUGAGCGGGUGUAAGGUAACCAAUCAGAGUGAGUUACAUUAUGAAUAAUCAAGCUCUAAGCUUAUAGCUCAGCAAAAUUAAAAUGAAUACAAUUCUGUGAUAUCAAGCCGACUAUACUAAAGUCUGGAAGCUUUCUUUUAGUUGAUUAGUGGAUGAAUUAAUAACAUGAGCAAUCUGAGUGGAAAA